This is a messenger RNA of Saccostrea echinata, 1041 nucleotides long. Its product is annotated as carbohydrate deacetylase-like. The record is from RefSeq and is a predicted model, not a curated record. Bases 9 to 908 code for a protein of 299 amino acids. Gene Ontology annotation, biological process: carbohydrate metabolic process. Lineage: Eukaryota; Metazoa; Mollusca; Bivalvia; Ostreida; Ostreidae. The transcript is spliced from 5 exons. Gene Ontology annotation, molecular function: deacetylase activity.
GGUUCAGUAUGAGGAAACUCCUCGUCAUAAACGCUGAUGAUUUCGGUUAUAGUGUUGUACGAAACAAAGGAAUAGUGGAGUGUUUCCAGGAGGGGGCCAUCAGUGGGGUGACAUUGAUGGUAAAUGGCGUAGCAGCAGAAGAUGGAGCGAGACGCGCCAAAGAAGUGGGCAUGCCUACAGGUAUGCAUCUGAACAUAACAGAAGGAAAUCCUAUCGGAAAAAUGUCCAAAACACUAACUGACGACAAAGGCAAAUUUCUGGGAAACUUUGGAUUUAGAGAAGCUUUGGCGAAUGGAAAAAUAGAUUUGGAAGAGGUGAAAUGUGAAAUGAAGAGUCAGGUUGACCUAUUCGAGUCUUUGAUGGGUCAAAAGCCAAGUCAUGUUGACGGACACCAGCAUGCUCAUCUUUUGCCAGGCAUUUGCGAAAUAUUUGGAUCAGUGAUGAAGGAACAUGGUGUCCGGAGUACGAGAUGCCCAUAUGAAGACCUUGAACCUGGUCACGUGUAUUCCUGGGCAGCGGACGCUGUCAAAGACCUAGACUCAUUUUUUAAAGAAGUUGUUCAACAAGCGGCAAAUGCGAAGGUUGUCAUGAAGGAAAACAAUAUUUGGGCAACCGAACGGUUUUUAGGACUGCAGACAAUGGGCUCAGAUAUGACAGUAGAACGCUUACAACGACAAAUAACCAAAGCGUUCAAUUCUACAGGAAAUGACGUCAUAACAUGUGAGUUGAUGGUGCAUCCUGGAUACAAAACCGGAAUGGAAGGCGGUUGUGGGGAUGGCCCGGACGAUUUCUCAAGAUCACCACAGCGAGAGCACGAAAUGUCCAUCCUGCGAUGCAAAGACAUGUUAGAAUUCUACCGUACACAAGGAAUAGAAAUUGUCUCAUUUGAGCAGUGUUUCAGUCCAUGAAUUUAUUUAUUAUUUUCUUAAAGAAUUUUUUUUAUUAAAACAGAGAUUUAAUAUAUUAUAUUUAAGAUUGAAAAAUAACUGCAUAUAUGAUAAAGUGUUAAUUUACAAUUAAAUUUUUAAUUACAAAUUAAAA